AUGGAGCCUGAUGGAAGGGCUUCGACUUCUUCCCGAGGAAAACUGAGGCUUGAGAAUGAGGCUAGAAACCAUCCUCGCGCUGGCACCCAACCCUCCACCAUCGCACAACAGCGUCAGGAGUUCCUCGACCUGUACCGUGCAUCUAAAGUUGUCAUAGUGUCUGGUGAACCCGGUUGCGGCAAGUCUACACGAAUCCCCGAAUUCGUUCUCUCGGAAGAGCCUAACAGCGGCAAGCGGGUGGCGUCGGCCCAGCCAAAUAAAUCGACGACAACUUUGCUCGCCCACCGGGUGGCGGCUAAACUUGAUUGCGAGGUUGGAGAUAAAGUUGGCUACAGCAUUCCUGGAGACGACAGAACCACGAGCGAGACACUCCUAGAGUUUACAACCGCUGAGAAAUUGCUGUGGAAGUUUCAGGGUGAUGGCAUGCUAUCAAAAUACAGCUGUAUCAUCAUCGAUGAGGUCGAUCAAAGAACCAAAGCUAUCGAUAUCUUGUUGAUGGCUCUCAAAGACUUGCUUCCCUUUCGCUCCGCAUUCAAGGUUGUGAUCAUCUGCAGCGCCUAUGAUACCAGUCCGUUGCUCACUUAUUUCGACGACCUUGCUCCUUUGGCCAUGACAAUUUCCAGCCACAACAAGCCAGCCAUCAUCGAGAAGGUCGAGCACGAGAUACAUCUGGCCUUGGCACCUAUUACUCUUGGUCACAUUCUUGUUGUGCUCGCAACCGCCAACGACGUCAAGUUUUUCUGCUCACAGUUGGAGGGCCGGGAAACCGCCCUAGAAAUCGUCCCCUUUCACGAAGAUCUCAAAAUUGACGAACAGCGGAAAGCCUUCAUUUCGUCUCCUCGGCAAAAGUGUAUCAUCAGCACAGAACUGAUUAAGAACAGGUUUUAUGUUGAUGGUGUUACCUACGUUGUUGACUCAGGGCUUCUUGAAAAAACUUUUAACCCCACAGCCCGGAUGGAAGUGACAUCCAUCGAACCUGUUUUCAAAAAGAAUGCUGACCGACGUGCCGCUCGAGCGCCAUCUGGUGUGUGCUUCCGCCUUUACAGCGAGGCAACCUAUGAUGGCUUGGAACUACAGAGAUCGCCCGAGUUGCUCCGCACGAGUAUGACAUCGGAAAUACUCCUCUUGAAAACGCUGGACUACCGCAGGAUCAACGAUCUGCACCUUCUUGAUUCACCGAGUCCGGCAAUCGUCGAAGCAGGGAUUUGGGAGUUGGAGACUCUUGGCUUUCUCGACGAUGAUCACUUGAUGACCGAAGACGGCAAAACGGCCUAUCGUUGCAUGGCAUCCGACAGUCCCAUUUCUCCCGUCUGGUUUAAAGCGGUUGUCGAAGGCUUUCGCUAUGGCGUGCAAUAUGACCUCGUUUGCCUUGCCGCGAUUUUCAAUUCUCGUCGACCCAUCUUUGUUCCUAGUGCCGAGGUACCUGCGCACUCCAAGUCUGCUCUGGGUAGAUUCAUAUCUCACCAGUCUGAUCAUCUUGGCUAUAUGCACGCCUUAUAUGCUUACGAAAGGGUGAUUGAGGAAAAACCUGACCUUGUCGAAUUCUUUUGCUCAGAGUCCUCCCUCGAUAGGACAGCUCUGGAGGCCGUUCUCAGGUUUCGUGGUGAGCUUCUCGAUUUCUUCAGCAACCUUCAAAUGGGGGCUGUAGGUCGACCCAAGGGCCGUGAAGAAGCUCGCUAUGAUAUUGUGAAGAAAGUCCUGGCCAAGAGCUUCUCCCAUCACGCUGCGUUUCUGGACGAUCCGAUUCAUGGGCAUUACAAAAUCCGCAGCGGCGGAUGUAUUUCUACCAUCAAGGCAACCAGCUGCUUGGCUGAAUUCAGACCCAAACAUGUCAUUUUCGACAAAUUGACUUCUGCUGCCAAUAGCUCACGGAUGGAAGUUGUGACGAGGGUUCGGCCGGAAUGGCUCCCAGUAGGUCCCAUUUUUCGUCAUUCUCCAACUCGUAUCGAGGUUUGCUAG
Molecule: messenger RNA, 1959 nt
Organism: Clonostachys byssicola
Lineage: Eukaryota; Fungi; Ascomycota; Sordariomycetes; Hypocreales; Bionectriaceae
Source: the annotation of a GenBank genome assembly